Acanthamoeba castellanii str. Neff is the source of this 1104-nucleotide messenger RNA. Its product is annotated as Fbox domain containing protein. Bases 1 to 1104 code for a protein of 367 amino acids. The record is from RefSeq and is a predicted model, not a curated record. The transcript is spliced from 4 exons. Gene Ontology annotation, molecular function: protein binding. NCBI's taxonomy places the organism in Eukaryota, Discosea, Longamoebia, Acanthamoebidae.
AUGGAGCAGGAGGCGCCGUUGACGACGAUGAGGAAGCGGAAAGCGCGGUCCGCGUCCUCACACGACAACAACUCCGAUACUGAACAGACCCCCACCCCGCCCAACAAGCGCCCAGCGACCCAGCUGCCGGAGUUGCCUCUGGAGGUGGUCUGCACGGUGUUGGGCUGGGUCGACGUCGCGGACCUCGUGCGCGCCCAGCUCGUGUGCCGCGACUGGCACGCCCUUAUCUCAUCGUCUUCGUCUUCGUCUUCAUCCACUUCUGCAUCUUCGUCUACCUUCUCUGCCGACUUGUGGCGUCGGGUCUACUUCAACACGUGGCCCUUGUUGGGCGUGCUGACGUCAUGGCCGCAGCCAUCGACUCACCGAGCGCCGACGCUGGCGAGCGAGGCCCGGCUGCCGUGGAACGGAGAGCAGGAGCAGAGCGUGCGGCUCGUGGGCCAUCCCGACUGGCGCGCCAUCGGCCUCGAGCGCCUCCGCCUCCACACAUUCGAUGGAAGACACACGGCGGAGAACGCAGAGGCGGUGGCGCGGCUGCGGGGCAACAUGUCGCGCGGCGUUGUCGGGGUGCUCGCGGCCCUGGACCCCAACACCUACUACCGCCGCAUUCACAUCGCCAAGACCAUCGUCGACGCCGACGCCGAUGGUGGCGGCGGCGGUGACGAGCUGCAGGACAAGGAGUACGCGGUCGACGCGGUCGUGUACAGCGCCACGACGGGACUGCCGCUCCACGUGGCCCUGGCCUACGCCGCGCGGGAGGACAUGGGCGACGGCACGCCGGUCUUUGACGACCACCACUGCCCCUCGGUCGUCUUCUACGUCGGAGUGAACCCGCGCGAGGCAGUGGUGCGGCCGGAGGAUGUGGAGAGCGCGGAGGCGUUGGAGGACGCAUUCGAUAUGCUGCGAUGUGUGAUGCUCAACAUGGUCGAGUACCUGGUCGGGCCGGAGGCCGAGCGGCUGACGCACGUCGAGGUCCAGGACUACCUCCGCGCGCUCCUCAACACCGGCGACGCCGACUGGGUCGUCCUCCCCGAGUUCCCCGAGCCCGGCACCCGCCUGCCCCGUCCCUUUGUCGGCGCCCACUCCCUGAGCCGCGGCCCGCAGUAA